CAAUAGUUGGCUGUACCGAUCUGAACAUUGUCAGUUUCAACCAAUAGGGUUGCAGAUUCUAUACUCUGUUUCACUUCAGCACUCAGAAAUUGAACAUUCCAAAGGCCGGUCUCCUCCUUCUCGGUGUUCUUUGUUGUCGCUCGCCGCACCCAAAUCUUAAAGACACAAAAUGUUGUCCGCCGCCAGAUUGAUCGCCCCUGCCGCCAGGUCUGCUGUCUUCAGCAAUACAGCUUUGGUGCGACCCCUUGCAGCGGUCCCCACACAGAAACAGAUUGUGCCUGUUGCCCCAGCACAACUGUCAGCAGUUCGGUCAUUCCAGACAACCUCGGUUACAAAGGACAUUGACUCUGCUGCUAAAUUCAUUGGUGCUGGUGCAGCGACAGUGGGAGUAGCGGGUUCCGGAGCGGGUAUCGGAACAGUAUUCGGUUCCCUCAUCAUCGGUUACGCCAGGAACCCCUCCCUCAAGCAACAGCUGUUCUCAUACGCCAUCUUGGGCUUCGCCCUGUCUGAGGCUAUGGGUCUCUUCUGUCUUAUGAUGGCCUUCCUGCUGCUGUUCGCUUUCUAAAUCUAAUUACUUAUAAGAACACUACUGCCAUCCCACAUAACGAGGUUUCAGUGUAUACUAUCUGGAGUGGACGGCCAUGGAAUCGAAUGUGUGGAAACCUCACCCUCAUAGUGAUGCAAGGACUGAUGUGUAAAUGUGUUACACUAACCAGUGUGCGUCAUCAGGAAUGCAAUUAUUUAAUUAUGUAGUAUAUAAAAUCUGCAAAUAAAAUGUUGUACGUAAACAUUAUUUGAAUGCUACAGUUAUUUCUGUUCCUGAUUUUUUUGUAGACUGUUAUCUAAAUCAUGUUAAAAUAGGUCUCCUGGAAUAUUAAGCAUGAUUGUUUAAAGUCUUUGAUAAUAUAUAUUUAGCCAGUGAUCGCGUGAAAGCGUGUGAGUAUUCUCAUUGACUUUUACACAGUGUAACUAUUCCAGCUCGAGAAUGUCGACAUCUGUAUUGUACAUUUUAGGGGCGAUUAAAUGAUACAAAUCAUC
Molecule: messenger RNA, 1038 nt
Organism: Pectinophora gossypiella (pink bollworm)
Lineage: Eukaryota; Metazoa; Arthropoda; Insecta; Lepidoptera; Gelechiidae
Gene: ATPsynC
Product: ATP synthase lipid-binding protein, mitochondrial
Exons: 4
Coding region: 170-565 (131 amino acids)
Biological process (GO): proton motive force-driven ATP synthesis; proton transmembrane transport
Molecular function (GO): proton transmembrane transporter activity
Source: RefSeq, a predicted model, not a curated record